AUGCCGGUGACCCUGGAGCUGCGGCUGCUGCUUCUGACGCUGGCGCUGCGGGGGGGGGUGGGCACCCCCCCUGUGUCCCCUCAGAUGUCCCCCCCGGUGGCCCCUCCCGAGGUGCCCCCCGAGUCAUGUGCGGCGGCGCUGGCGGCUGUGCUGGCGCGGCUGCGGGAGCUCGAGGGACACGUGCGGGCACUGAGGGGACACUGUGGGGACACGGGGGGGCCCCAGGCCGGGACAGGCCGGUCGGUUCAGCUCUGUGCCCCCCCCGCCGGGGGAGGCUGCGCCUGCCCCGCCCCCACGGCCGAGGCCCCGCCCCCCGCCCCGCCCCCCCCGUGCCCGCGGGGCUGCAGCGACCAGGGCCGGUGCGAGCGGGGCCGGUGCCGCUGCUUCCCGGGCUUCAGCGGCCCCGACUGCGGCACCCCCGCCUGUGCCCCCGGCUGGGGGGGCGUCCGCUGCGACAUCGAGGUGCCCGCAGUGACACCACGGUUGGCCACCCGCACCUCGACAUCCCUGCGUGUCACCUGGCCCCGGCCCUCCCCCCCUCCCGACGGCUACCGGGUGACACUUGUUCCCCUGGAUGACCCCAUGGCCAUGACAACGCAUGAGCUGCCUGGCUCUGCUGUGGCCUUCUCGGUGACAGGGCUGUCCCCAGGCCGCCCCUUCGAGCUGCUGGUCCAGGCCCGGCGGGGGCCUCACCUGGGGGCAGCAGGAGUGCUGCGCCUGCGCACAGCACUUGUCCUGGCUGUGCCCCCCCAUGAGGGGUCCCCAGGGUCCCCUCAGGGCUCCCUGGGGUCCCCAGCAGUGGCACCGUCAGCCCGAGGGUCCCCAGGGUCACUGGGGUCCCCAGGGUCACCAGCAUCGCCUGCAUCACCAGAUGUGUCCUUGGGUUCACAUGGGUCUUUGGGGUCACCAGCAUCCCCCCGGGUUCCGGCAUCCCCUGUAGGUCGAGGGUCCCUGGGAUCCCCGGCACCCCCAAGGUCACCAGUGUCACCAGAAUCACCAGUGUCACCAGAAUCCCCAGAAUCUCCAGGGUCACUAGUGUCUCCAGAAUUCCCAAGGUCUCCACUGUCACCAGAUUUCCCAGUGUGGCCAGCAUCCCCAGAACCCCCGAGCUUCCCAGAGUCACCAGUGACCCCAGUGUCCCCAAGGUCACCUCCAACCCCACAGUCCCUGGGGUCUCCAGUGCCCCCAAAGUCCCCAUUAUCUUCAGAGUUCCCAGAAUCCCCGUGGUCCCAGCUGUCCCCGCUGUCCCCGGGUAUCCCCUCCCUGCAGGAACUGGUGGCUCGGCUGUCCCCGUACAGUGGGUCCCUGCUCCAGCGCCUUGAGAGCCACCUUCAGGCCACCAACUUCCCACUCCGGGGCAACCAGACAGUGCCGGCAGUGGCCCGCGCCAUCCUGGAAUAUGUCCUGCGCCGGCACGUGGCCCUCGGGAAGGGACAGGGACCCUCCUCCAAACCCCGAGGGGACGGAACACUCCUGGGGACCACAGGGGAGGGUGGGAAUCAGGAGCUGGUGCUGCAGUGGGGGGACAUGGAUGGGAUAGAGCUGAUGCAGCCAUGGAGGGACGUGGAGAAAACAGCCGAGGCAGAAGAGCUGCCCCCAUCCAAGCCAGUCCUGGGUGACCUCACUGUCACCAGUGUAACCCCCAGCUCUGUGGGGCUGCAGUGGAGCAUCCUCGAGGGCCCCUUCGACUCCUUCACGCUGCAGUACCGGGAUGCCCAGGGCCAGCCCCAGGCCCUGUCCAUCGAUGGAGGGUCCCACUCGGUGACGGUACCGGGGCUGUCCCCAUCCCGCCGGUACCGCUUCCACCUCUACGGGCUGCGGGGCAGGAAGAGGAUUGACCACGUCUCCAUUGAUGUCACCACAGGGUGGAAGAAGCCUGGCUGGAUGGAUGCAUGGAUGGAUGGAGCUGACCCAGAUGAUCUGCCCCCACCCUUGGUGGACCCCCCAACUGAGGCCCCCUCAACUGAGGCACCCCCAGCUGAGGACCACCAACCUGAGAACUCCCAAACUGAGGCUCCCCCAGCACGGGCAGUGCUGGGGGAGCUGAAGGUCUCCAGCGUCACCCCCAGCUCUGUGGGGCUGCAGUGGAGCGUCCCCGAGGGCCCCUUUGACUCCUUCAAGCUGCAGUACCGGGAUGCCCAGGGCCAGCCCCAGGUCCUGCCCGUCGAUGGAGGGUCCCGCUCGGUGACGGUGCCGGGGCUGUCCCCAUCCCGCCGGUACCGCUUCCACCUCUACGGGCUGCGGGGCGGGAAGAGGAUCGACCGCGUCUACAUUGAUGUCAGCACAGCCACAGCUGAGCAAGAGAAGCCACCACCACCCCCAGAGGAGCCCCAACCUGAGCACACCCAAACUGUGCCUCCUCCAUCUGAGGCCCCCCCAGCACGGGCAGUGCUGGGGGAGCUGAGGGUCUCCAGCAUCACCCCCAGCUCUGUGGGGCUGCAGUGGAGCGUCCCCGAGGGCCCCUUUGACUCCUUCAUGCUGCAGUACCGGGAUGCCCAGGGCCAGCCCCAGGCCCUGCCCAUCAAUGGAAGGUCCCACUCGGUGACGGUGUCGGGGCUGUCCCCGUCCCGCCGGUACCGCUUCCACCUCUACGGGCUGCGGAGCGGGAAGAGGAUCGAUCGUGUCUCCAUUGAUGUUGCCACAGGCACGGCUGAACCAGAGGAGCCACUACUGCCCUCAGAGGAGCCCCAACCUGAGCACCCCCAAACUGAGCCUCCCCCAUCUGAGGCCCCCAUGGCGCGGGCAGUGCUGGGGGAGCUGAGGGUCUCCAGCAUCACCCCCAGCUCCGUGGGCCUGCAGUGGAGCGUCCCCAAGGGCCCCUUUGACUCCUUCAUGCUGCAGUACCGGGAUGCCCGGGGCCAGCCCCAGGCCCUGCCCAUCGAUAGCGGGUCCCGCUCGGUGACGGUGCCGGGGCUGUCCCCAUCCCGCCGGUACCACUUCCACCUCUAUGGCCUGCGGGGUGGGAAGAGGAUUGAUCACGUCUCCACUGAUGUCACCACAGCCACAGUUGAGCAAGAGGAGACGCCCCUGCCCUCAGAGGAGCCCCAACCUGAGCACCCCCAAACUGAGCCUCCCCCAUAUGAGGUCCCCCCGAAACAGACAGUACUGGGGGAGCUGAGAGUCUCCAGCGUCACCCCCAGCUCCGUGGGGCUGCAGUGGAGCGUCCCCAAGGGCCCCUUUGACUCCUUCAUGCUGCAGUACCAGGAUGCCCAGGGCCAGCCCCAGGCCCUGCCAGUUGAUGGCGGGUCCAACUUGGUGACAGUGCCGGGGUUGUCCCCAUCCCACCGAUACCGCUUCCACCUCUAUGGGCUGCAGGGUGGGAAGAAGAUCGACCACGUCUCCGUUGAUGUCAUCACAGCCACAGCUGAGCAAGAGAAGCCACCACCACCCCCAGAGGAGCCCCAACCUGAGCACACCCAAACUGUGCCUCCCCCAUCUGAGGCCCCCCCAGCACGGGCAGUGCUGGGGGAGCUGAGGGUCUCCAGCGUCACCCCCAGCUCCGUGGGGCUGCAGUGGAGCGUCCCCGAGGGCCCUUUCGACUCCUUCACGCUGCAGUACCGGGAUGCCCAGGGCCAGCCUCAGGCCCUGCCCAUUGAUGGCGGGUCCCACUCGGUGAUGGUGCCAGGGCUGUCUCCAUCCCACCGGUACCGCUUCCACCUCUACGGGCUGCAGGGCGGGAAGAGGAUCGAUCACGUCUCCAUUGACAUCACCACAGCUGCAACUGAGCCAGAGGAGUCACUCCCACCCUCAGAGGAGCCUCAGCCUGAGCACCCCCAAACUGAACCUUCCCCAUCUGAGGCCCCCCUGGUGAGGCCAGUGCUGGGGUUGCUGAGGGUCUCCAGCAUCACCCCCAGCUCCGUGGGUCUGCAGUGGAGCGUCCCCGAGGGCCCCUUUGACUCCUUCAUGCUGCAGUACCGGGAUGCCCAGGGCCAGCCUCAGGCCCUGCCCAUCGAUGGUGGGUCCCACUCGGUGACGGUGCCGGGGCUGUCCCCAUCCCGCCGGUACCGCUUCCACCUCUACGGGCUGCGGGGUGGGAAGAGGAUCGAUCGCGUCUCCAUUGACAUCACCACAGCCACAGCUGAGCAAGAGGAGCUGCUCCCGCCCCCAGAGGAGCUCCAACCUGAGCACCCCCAAACUGAACCUCCUCCAUCUGAGACCCCCCCAGCGCGGGCGGUGCUGGGGGAGCUGAGGGUCUCCAGCAUCACCCCCAGCUCCGUGGGGUUGCAGUGGAGCGUCCCCGAGGGCCCCUUUGACUCCUUCAUGCUGCAGUACCGGGAUGCCCAGGGCCAGCCCCAGGCCCUGCCCAUUGAUGGAGGGUCCCACUCAGUGACGGUGCCAGGACUGUCCCCGUCCCACCGGUACCGCUUCCACCUCUAUGGCCUGCGGGGUGGGAAGAGGAUCGAUCGCGUCUCCAUUGACAUCACCACAGACACAGCAGAGCAAGAGGAGUCACUCCCACCCUCAGAGGAACCCCAGCCUGACCACCCUCAAACUAAACCUCCCCCAUCUGAGGCUCCCCCAGCACGGGCAGUGCUGGGGGAGCUGAGGGUCUCCAGCGUCACCCCCAGCUCUGUGGGGCUGCAGUGGAGCGUCCCCAAGGGUCCCUUUGACUCCUUCAAGCUGCAGUACCGGGAUGCCCAGGGCCAGCCCCAGGCCCUGUCCAUCGAUGGCGGGUCCCGCUCGGUGACGGUGCUGGGGCUGUCCCCGUCCCGCCGGUACCGCUUCCACCUCUGUGGACUGCGGGGCGGGAAGAGGAUCGACCACGUCUCCACUGAGGGUAGAUCACCAGCCUCACUCUCGGAGGCUUCCCCAACUGAGGACUCCCCAGCUGAGGACCAUGAACAUGAACACGAACAAACUGAGGCCCCACCAGCACGGGCAGUGCUGGGGGAGUUGAGGGUCUCCAGCAUCACCCCCAGCUCUGUGGGGCUGCAGUGGAGCGUCCCCGAGGGCCCCUUUGACUCCUUCACACUGCAGUACCGGGAUGCCCGGGGCCAGCCCCAGGCCCUGCCCAUCGAUGGCGGGUCCCGCUCGGCAACGGUGCCGGGGCUGUCUCCGUCCCGCCGGUACCGCUUCCACCUCUACGGGCUGCGGGGCGGGAAGAGGAUCGACCACGUCUCCACUGAUGUCGUCACAGCUGCAGCCGAGCCAGAGGAGCCGCUCCUGCCCUCAGAGGAGCCCCAACCUGAGCACCCCCAAACUGAGCCUCCCCCAUCUGAGGCCCUACCAGCACGGGCAGUGCUGGGGGAGCUGAGGGUCUCCAGCAUCACCCCCAGCUCUGUGGGGCUGCAGUGGAGCGUCCCCGAGGGCCCCUUUGACUCCUUCACGCUGCAGUACCGGGAUGCCCAGGGCCAGCCCCAGGCCCUGCCCAUCGAUGGCGGGUCCCGCUCGGUGAAGGUGCUGGGGCUGUCCCCAUCCCACCGGUACCGCUUCCACCUCUACGGGCUGCGGGGCGGGAAGAGGAUCGACCACGUCUCCACUGAGGCUGUCACAGCUGAGCCAGAGGAGCCACUCCUGCCCUCAGAGGAGCCCCAACCUGAGCACCCCCAAACUGAACCUCCUCCACCUGAGGCCCCCCCGGCACGGGCAGUGCUGGGGGAGCUGAAGGUCUCCAGCAUCACCCCCAGCUCCGUGGGGCUGCAGUGGAGCGUCCCCGAGGGCCCCUUUGACUCCUUCACGCUGCAGUACCGGGAUGCCCAGGGCCAGCCCCAGGCCCUGCCCAUCGAUGGCGGGUCCCGCUCGGUGACGGUGCUGGGGCUGUCCCCAUCCCGCCGGUACCGCUUCCACCUCUAUGGCCUGCGGGGCGGGAAGAGGAUCGACCACGUCUCCACUGAGGCUGUCACAGCACCAGCCUUGCCCUCAGAGGCUCCCCCAAACAAGGACUCCCCAGCUGAGGACCACGAACAUGAACACCAACAAACUGAGGACCUCCCAGCACGGGCAGUGCUGGGGGAGCUGAGGGUCUCCAGCGUCACCCCCAGCUCUGUGGGGCUGCAGUGGAGUGUCCCCGAGGGCCCCUUUGACUCCUUCACACUGCAGUACCGGGAUGCCCAGGGCCAGCCCCAGGCCCUGCCCAUCAAUGGUGGGUCCCGCUCGGUGACGGUGUUGGGGCUGUCCCCGUCCCGCCGGUACCGCUUCCACCUCUACGGGCUGCGGGGCGGGAAGAGGAUCGACCAUGUCUCCACUGAGGCCAUCACAGCUGCAGCCGAGCCAGAGGAGCCGCUCCUGCCCUCAGAGGAGCCCCAACCUGAGCACCCCCAAACUGAGCCUCCCCCAUCUGAGGCCCCCCCAGCACGGGCAGUGCUGGGGGAGCUGAAGGUCUCCAGCAUCACCCCCAGCUCCGUGGGGCUGCAGUGGAGCGUCCCCGAGGGCCCCUUUGACUCCUUCACGCUGCAGUACCGGGAUGCCCAGGGCCAGCCCCAGGCCCUGCCCAUCGAUGGCGGGUCCCGCUCGGUGAAGGUGCUGGGGCUGUCCCCAUCCCACCGGUACCGCUUCCACCUCUACGGGCUGCGGGGAGGGAAGAGGAUCGAUCGUGUCUCCACUGAUGUCGCCACAAGUGCCCCGGGGACCCUCUGGGUGGGCUCCGUGUGGCCCCGCAGUGCCCAACUGCACUGGGACCCCCCCCUCAUCCCCCCCGAUGGCUACGAGCUGGUGUAUGGCCCCCCCGGGGGGCCCCAGCAGACCCUGCAGUUGCCUCCUGAGGCCACGUCACAGCAGCUGUGGGGGCUUGAGCCGGCGGGACAUUAUGGGGUGCAGCUGUGGGGCCGGGGAGGGGACCCUCAAACCGCUCCCCUCGAGGCCACCUUUGACACCCCCCCUCUCCCGCACCCCCACCCCCGGGACUGUGCCGAGGAGCAGCGGAACGGGCCGGGCCCCUCGCGGGAGACCCUCGUGUUCCUCGGAGGGGACCCGGCCCGGCCCCUCAGGGUCUUCUGUGACAUGGAGACGGACGGCGGCGGCUGGCUGGUGUUCCAGCGCCGCCAGGACGGGGGCACCGAUUUCUGGCGGGGGUGGGAGUCGUACGCCCGCGGCUUCGGCAACAUCAGCGGCGAGUUCUGGCUCGGGAACGAAGCGCUGCACGCGCUGACGGCCGGGACCCCCACGGAGCUGCGCGUGGACCUGCGGACCCCUCGCGACUCCGCCUUCGCGCACUAUCGCGACUUCGCCGUCGGCGGCGCCGAGGAGCGAUAUCGGCUCCGAGUCGGGACCUUCAGCGGCACCGCCGGGGACGCCCUCUCCUACCACUCGGGCAGCCCCUUCUCGACACGGGACCGGGACCCCCGGGACCCUCGGGGCCCCCGAGAGCCCCCGGGGCACCCCCGGCCUCCCCACUGUGCUGUGGCCUAUGGAGGGGCCUGGUGGUACCGGAACUGCCACUAUGCCAACCUGAACGGGCGCUACGGGGCCACCCGGGACCACCAGGGCAUCCACUGGUUCCCCUGGAAAGGCUUCAACGUCUCCAUCCCCUUCACUGAGAUGAAGCUGUGGCCGCAACGUGACUGUAACCCCCCUGCGGGCCUCCAAUACACCCCUGGAACCCCAAUCCCCCUCUGUGGCCCCCAGACCCUGCAGUUGCCUCCUGAGGCCACGUCGCAGCAGCUGUGGGGGCUUGAGCCGGCGGGACAUUAUGGGGUGCAGCUGUGGGGCCGGGGAGGGGACCCUCAAACCGCUCCCCUCGAGGCCACCUUUGACACCCCCCCUCUCCCGCACCCCCACCCCCGGGACUGUGCCGAGGAGCAGCGGAACGGGCCGGGCCCCUCGCGGGAGACCCUCGUGUUCCUCGGAGGGGACCCGGCCCGGCCCCUCAGGGUCUUCUGUGACAUGGAGACGGACGGCGGCGGCUGGCUGGUGUUCCAGCGCCGCCAGGACGGGGGCACCGAUUUCUGGCGGGGGUGGGAGUCGUACGCCCGCGGCUUCGGCAACAUCAGCGGCGAGUUCUGGCUCGGGAACGAAGCGCUGCACGCGCUGACGGCCGGGACCCCCACGGAGCUGCGCGUGGACCUGCGGACCCCUCGCGACUCCGCCUUCGCGCACUAUCGCGACUUCGCCGUCGGCGGCGCCGAGGAGCGAUAUCGGCUCCGAGUCGGGACCUUCAGCGGCACCGCCGGUGCGGGGCGGGGGGGGCUGUGGGUUUGGGGGAUCCCUGCUGGGCUUUCGGGGGGUCCCUGCUGGGGUUUUGGGGGGUCCCUGCUGGGCUUUGGUGGGUCUCUGGGAUGUUUUGGUGUUCCUGGAUGUUUUGGGGGUCCCUGGUGGAAUUUUUGUGUCCCUGAUGGGAUUUGGGGUUCCUCGGGGUCCCUGAUGGGUUUUGGGGGUCCCUGGUGGAUUUUUGCUGGGGCUUUUAGGGGUGCCUGGUGGGUUUUGAUCCCUGACAAGUUUUGGUGUUCCAAGGGGUCCCUGGGAGGGGUUCUCUGUGGGGUUUUGGGAUCCCUGGGGGUGCUGACACCCCCUCCUGCAGGGGACGCCCUCUCCUACCACUCGGGCAGCCCCUUCUCGACACGGGACCGGGACCCCCGGGACCCUCGGGGCCCCCGAGAGCCCCCGGGGCACCCCCGGCCUCCCCACUGUGCUGUGGCCUAUGGAGGGGCCUGGUGGUACCGGAACUGCCACUAUGCCAACCUGAACGGGCGCUACGGGGCCACCCGGGACCACCAGGGCAUCCACUGGUUCCCCUGGAAAGGCUUCAACGUCUCCAUCCCCUUCACUGAGAUGAAGCUCCGGCCGCAACGUGACUGAGGGGGCUGGGGCAGCCCCCUGUGUGCGGGGGGAGUUUAG
This is a messenger RNA of Pipra filicauda (Wire-tailed manakin), 8772 nucleotides long. Its product is annotated as tenascin-X-like. Bases 1 to 8733 code for a protein of 2910 amino acids. Gene Ontology annotation, molecular function: protein binding. The record is from RefSeq and is a predicted model, not a curated record. Lineage: Eukaryota; Metazoa; Chordata; Aves; Passeriformes; Pipridae. The transcript is spliced from 34 exons.